Plasmodium adleri (nom. inval.) is the source of this 867-nucleotide messenger RNA. Its product is annotated as ribonuclease H2 subunit A, putative. Bases 1 to 867 code for a protein of 288 amino acids. Gene Ontology annotation, cellular component: ribonuclease H2 complex. Gene Ontology annotation, biological process: mismatch repair; DNA replication, removal of RNA primer. NCBI's taxonomy places the organism in Eukaryota, Apicomplexa, Aconoidasida, Haemosporida, Plasmodiidae. Gene Ontology annotation, molecular function: RNA-DNA hybrid ribonuclease activity; RNA binding. The transcript has a single exon. The record is from RefSeq and is a predicted model, not a curated record.
AUGGAACCAAUUAUUAUUGAUAAUUUGUAUGAAUUUGGUAAUGAAGAAGUUCGACUAGGUAUUGAUGAAGCUGGAAGGGGCCCCGUGUUAGGGCCUAUGGUAUAUUCUGGUUUUUAUUGCAAUAAAGAGCAUGAGAAACUAUUAAAAGAAAUGAAGAUUGAUGAUUCAAAAAAGAUAACUGAAGCAGAUAGAGAAAAAAUGUUUGUAAAAUUAAAUAAUAGUAAAUUACCAUUUGGUUGGAGAGUACAUAUAUUAUUACCACAAGACAUAAGUGCUAAAAUGUUAAAAAAACAGAAAUAUAAUUUAAAUGAAAUAUCACAUGAUACAGCUAUAUCUAUAAUUGAACAUGUUAUAAGUCGAGGAUGUAAUUUAACAGAAGUUUUUGUAGAUACUGUAGGGAAAGCAAGUGUAUAUGAAGAAAAAUUACAAAAAAUGUUCCCACAUAUAAAAUGUACAGUAAAAGAAAAAGCUGAUUCUUUAUAUCCAGUAGUAAGUGCUGCUUCAAUUUGUGCUAAAGUUACACGUGAUUUUCUUUUAAAAAAAUGGAAAUAUGAAGAACCAAUUAUUAAUAUAGAUAAUGGUUUUGGAUCUGGUUAUCCAGGAGACCCAGUAACCAAAAAUUUCCUAAAAAAUAAUUUUGAUUCAGUUUUUGGAUUUCCUAGUAUUGUGCGUUUUAGUUGGUCAACAGCUGAUACUAUGUUGGAAAAUUCAGGAGAAAAAAUUGAGUGGUAUGAUGAUGAAGAGGGUAAUGAUUCAAAAGCCAUCAAAAGGAAAAUACCAUUUGAUUAUAGCAAAUUUAAAUUACCAUUAAUUAAAAGGUCAACAUUCUAUUCGAAAAAUGGUUUAGAUUUGGUGGAAAAUUUAUAA